AAGGGGGCCAAGUCGACUGCAGCUCAGAGCCACAUGGGGUGGUAUAUGACUGCUUCAAGUUACACUGAGCUCCGUCUGGUUUCCCUUCCACUGCACACUUCCGCACAGUCGGCCCACCGCAGUCAACCAGCCGUCAGCGGAGGGGCUUUUUGAGUAUGGAGCUCUCCGCGACCGGGGACCGUGUGUUCGCCGCGGAGGCCAUACUGAAGCGUCGCGUUCGGAAGGGACAUAUUGAAUAUCUUGUGAAGUGGAAGGGAUGGGCGAUAAAACACAGCACUUGGGAACCGGAGGAGAACAUCCUGGAUGACCGGCUCGUCACCGCCUAUGAGCAGAAAGAGCGGGAACAGGAGAUGUACGGGCCGAAGAAACGAGGGCCCAAACCCAAGACGUUACUGCUGAAGGCUCGUGCUCAGGCAGGUGCUGGUCCAUCCCGCAUCCUUCCGCUCCGACAGCAGCAGCAGCAGCCUCCAAAAUCUUCCCCGGGCCCCCAACCCGGGCGCCCCCCCAUCCACCCCUCGCCCUCGUCCUCCUUUCCUUCCUCCUCCUCCUCUUCCUCCUCCCUGUCCAAUGCCAAGCUCCAGUCCGGUGCGGCCCAGCACAAGCUGAAGAAGGACAUCCACCGCUGCCACCGCAUGGCUCGCCGGCCCCUGUCCCGCCCCGACCUGCUCUCUCAGCCAAUGGGAUCCUCCGCUCCCCUCUCCUCCCGCCCCCCCUCCUUCUCCGAGACGGUGCGCAUCCUCAACCGCAAGGUGAAGCCCAGGGAGGUCAAGCGAGGUCGCAUCAUCCUCAACCUCAAGGGCGUCGACAAGCCGGGGAGCGCUAGCAAGGCCCCCUCGGCCAAUCAGAGGACUCCGAUGCAGCCCCCGCCGCUGCUGCAGCAGCAGCCCAACGCGGCCCACCAACGCCCUCGUCGCACGCUGGCCGGCGGGGGUUCUGUCUCAUGGAACCGGUCGCGGGCCGGAACCGCAGGCUCAAGGCCGGUUCGCACCGGGGCUCCAGACGCCGCUGAAGGUACCCACCUUCCCCCUGCCCCCCAGGAGGACUCUGGGAGCCCAGCAGGCCGGCGCCAGCGCCCGACGGCCCACCCUCCGUCAGGGCGGGACCGGGCAUCGGCGCAGCCUGCCCCAAAUAAGCCUCCGCCCUGCUCCUCGUCCUCGUCGGACGCCGGUGUCCAGAUCCUGGACCUGUCUCUGACGCACGACCACGACGCGCCGGCCGGCAGGAGUCGCCACAACGACGACCUCCACCAUCGCCGGCGCUGCCAGAACGACUUCUCCUCGGAGCCGCAUCGCCGCGGCAACGCGUCUGGGGAGGACGGUGACCCGGACUGGCACCCGGAGAUGACGGUGCGCUGCGCCAACGUGGUGGUCACGGACGUCACCACCAACCUGCUCACCGUCACCAUCAAAGAGUUCCGCCCGCCGCCGCCCGGCAACGCCGCGGCAACCAGCCCCACGGCAACCAGCCCCAUGCCGUCGCCACAGCAAGCCAUACUGCCCCCGCAGGCCAAGCCCUGAAACUGCACUGAAACUACACACACACACACACACACUAGGGGUG
This is a messenger RNA of Alosa alosa (allis shad), 1560 nucleotides long. Its product is annotated as chromobox protein homolog 6-like. The record is from RefSeq and is a predicted model, not a curated record. NCBI's taxonomy places the organism in Eukaryota, Metazoa, Chordata, Actinopteri, Clupeiformes, Clupeidae.